GCCGCUAACGCCCUGCCAGCCGUACCUUAAUUAUGCAGACCUGCAAGCUUUCGCAUUUUGCCUUUUUUUUUCCCCUCUUCACAAAAAAUCGCGCGCGCCCUUUUUUACGCCCGUACAUUAUCUGCCACCACGAAGCCAGUCAGCCUUCCUUCUCCCGUCCGCGCGCCCUACGCCGCAGCCGCUGCCCGCCUGCGUUUUAAACUUGCACGGCACCAGACGGAGCGUCUCAGGAUUAUGCGCGUGCACGGUGGCCUGGGGCCUGAAGGCCGCCCUACCCUUUUUGUUUUUUCUUUUGCCCUGACGCGCUCCGUGCGCCUGGCUCGAAGAGGAGGAGGAGAGACGACGGGCGUCGGGCCCGGCUCUCCCCCCGCCACGUGCGGUCCGUAUCCAGCGCCGGCGCGUCGGGCGAGGCGAGUGCACAGUGGGGGCCCAAGGCUUGUUUUUUUAUUCGCACUGAUGAACCGCCGCCGCUCAUGUGAAUGGGUUGAGAUCGACGGGCUCCUCCGUGGGCGCCCCGAGCAGAGUCAGAGUUUGCGCCAAAGCCUAAUCAAUAAUCAAAUAUGAGGUACCUAGAAUCGCGUUGCUGACAAGUCGCCGACGACGACGACGACGACGACGACGACGACGAUU
Aplosporella prunicola CBS 121167 is the source of this 630-nucleotide messenger RNA. RefSeq lists its product as uncharacterized. NCBI's taxonomy places the organism in Eukaryota, Fungi, Ascomycota, Dothideomycetes, Botryosphaeriales, Aplosporellaceae. The coding region runs from base 235 to 564 and encodes 109 amino acids. The record is from RefSeq and is a predicted model, not a curated record. The transcript has a single exon.